AUGAGGCUCCAGGUGGGAAUGAAAGAUGCUCCACCUCUUCUCACCCCAAAAAAUAGUCCGAUUCUUGAGACGACUGCGAACGUACUCCUUGGCUCAUACCGGUUCCUGCCGACCGCCGGGAAACGAGGCAGAGUGGACUACACGGGGUUAGAUGGGCUAUCUAAGAGGAGGAAAAAGAAAAUCAAAGACAGCACUACCAGCAAAGAUACCAUCCGGAAGGACAAAACCACUAGAGCAACCCUGGAAGGCAAUACCCCAGUCGCACGCCCACUGACAACUGAUAUCGAGGGUCCUAGUGAGGCGUGCAUGGCGGCUAGUAGCUCAUUUCAGCCUACACUGCCGUUGUCCGUCUGCGAGUCCUUACCUCCUGCCGAUUGUCAUGAAAAUGCGAUCCAGGUGAUCAAACAAGAGAACGCUUUUUCGGCGAGCAAGGACAUCCAAACUCGGAGUAACGAAACGGUAUACUGGGAAAUUAUCAAGAAAGGCGCAGAGCUCCUAGAUCCAGAGACUCUACCAACCCCUAAAGGACCUCUUGAUGAAUUUACAGUGGCUGAGAAGGUCGCAACCGAGCGAUUCAUGAGAGAGGCGGGCUAUGGGCUCAGCCUCGCUAAUCAGCGGCAGUGCCGCAUUUUCUGGAAGAGACUAUUUGAGAUACGGAAAGCGGGCGUCGAUAAGAUUCUCCUUUAUCGCACAAAAGAAUUCGACCGCUUCUGCAAGGGAUAUACCCCAGAAGCAGGGCUGUCCCUUGUAGAAAUGGUUCGGCUCUGGGAAGAAAAGUACGGCUUACACAUCAAACAGAUUGAGAGUCGGGUGGCACAAGAGAGUCAGGGCGACUCUACUGGAAGAUUAUGGCUGAGUCAACCGCAUGUGGCGGAGAGACUGGAUAUUCAAGAACAUACAUGGAACAGUGCGGGUAACCCCUGGUUUUCCAGUACGGAAGAAGCCGCUUUCCAAUCGAACGGUCCACAUGAGCCGUCAGCCACACAGCUUGGUGGGUUCUUUGACUUAAAUCCAGGUACAGAGGGAAUGAGAAACAAGUCUAUAUUUGUUACUCUACUCCCUAAAGAGGAAAACCUUUCAGUUUGCCCCAUAAUCUCAGUCUAG
This is a messenger RNA of Penicillium riverlandense, 1104 nucleotides long. RefSeq lists its product as uncharacterized. Bases 1 to 1104 code for a protein of 367 amino acids. The record is from RefSeq and is a predicted model, not a curated record. NCBI's taxonomy places the organism in Eukaryota, Fungi, Ascomycota, Eurotiomycetes, Eurotiales, Aspergillaceae. The transcript is spliced from 2 exons.